Pieris rapae (cabbage white) is the source of this 3455-nucleotide messenger RNA. Its product is annotated as proton-coupled folate transporter. The record is from RefSeq and is a predicted model, not a curated record. Gene Ontology annotation, biological process: transmembrane transport. Bases 158 to 1606 code for a protein of 482 amino acids. The transcript has 9 exons. Lineage: Eukaryota; Metazoa; Arthropoda; Insecta; Lepidoptera; Pieridae. Gene Ontology annotation, cellular component: membrane. Gene Ontology annotation, molecular function: transmembrane transporter activity.
UUAGAUGUGAAGGAAGCAGAAUAGUUAUUGGUUGUGUGAAUCAAGAAUCAAUUACAUUCAAACUCAAAUACACCUGUAUUUACUUAACUUUGUUGAAAAGAGAAGUUCUUUUGCGGUUUAAGUAAAAAAUUCUAUAAAUUAGACAAAUAUUCAAAAGAUGGAAACUGAUACUUCUAGUAAUGAAACUUUAUAUAUGAUGAGGCCGAUUAGACCAUGGUACAAAUACAUAACAGUGGAACCAGUUAUGUUUUUCUACAUGAUGGCGUUCAUGAUAACAAAUGUGAUUGAACAAACAUUUUACUUGUUCCGGGCAUGCACAGUCAAUCACGGUUACAGUGCGGAUAUAUGUUAUAACAUUACCAGUUAUGACUCAAUUAAUAAGGAAGUGCAGGUCACAACGUCCCUCUUUCAUCAAUGGAACGGAAUAGCAAUGCACAUGGUACCUUUGCUGCUUGCAUUCUUUCUUGGCGCCUACAGUGACAAGCGCGGCAGAAAAAUCAUAAUCUUAACGGGCUUACUUGGAAAGUUAUACUUCUCAUUGAUGAUCACAUAUAUUACAACAAACUCAUGGCCUGUGGAAUACGUGAUUUACUUCGCUGUUCUACCAAGCGUCAUUACAGGCACCGAUUUGGCGAUAUUUACUGGAUGUUUCGCAUAUCUGGCCGACAUUACUUCAGUGGAAAAUCGUACCUUCAGAGUUGCUAUAUUGGACGCGGUGUAUCUAAGUACUAUGCCCACUGGGAUUUAUUUAGGAAAUCUGAUAUUCAAUCGCUAUGUGGACAAAUCGUUCACUACGAUGUUCGCAAUAAACUCCGGUCUUAUGAUACUGGCGACGUUUCAUUGCAUCUUCUCUCUCGACUGGCAGACAAGAAACGAGCAAAGGUCGGCGAGAGAGGCAAAUGUCACCAAUCCGAUCACCGAUUUCUUCAAUUUAAACAAUAUCAAAAAAACAAUCAUAACGUUGACGAAGAAAAGGCCGAAUAAUAGAAGACUAUUCCUCUGGUUUCUACUUGUGUCUAUGGCGUUUUAUACAUUUCAAAGAGAUGAGAAGCCCGUAUUGUACUUAUACGCAUCAAAAGUGUUCAAAUGGGACACAAAUGAUUACAGUAACUUUAAAACCUACCUUAGUUCCGCCUAUGUGAUUUUCACCCUCUUUGGAAUUCCACUGAUGUCAAAAAUACUUGUCUGGCGUGAUACGAUGAUAGUAAUGCUGGGUGCGGCUGCACAUAUGAGCGGCCAUUUGCUAUAUGCACAAGCUACAGUUGGCAGCACCAUGUAUGUAGGGGCAACUGCAGCCGCAUUGGGGCCCUGUAUAGUGUCACUCCUUCGUUCAAUGACCUCAAAGGUCCUUUCGCCGGGUGAAAGAGGUGUUGCGUUCGCCUUUCUAUCGGUAAUGGAAAACGCUGUGGGAAUGUUUGCGUCCGUUGUGUAUACGCAAAUCUACAACGUAACGCUCGAUACGCCGUAUAGUAACGCCAUAUUCUACUUUACGAUUGGCACCCAGGCAGCGGUCUUUUUCUUAUCAUUAACCAUGGAGCUUAUAUUAAAAGGAAAAGGAUUGGAAAUCGAAGUGGACCCAGACGAUACAAUUACUGAGAGCAUUUAAUUUGUUAAAUUAUAAAUUAUUAUAUAAUCUUAUUUAUUAUCGCCGCCUUGUGACACUCUAUUUUACGUGUGGCUGAACAUAGAAAAUUACGGAACUAACCGACUCAAGUACAUUCAAAUAUGCAACACCAACACCGGCGCACUUAAUAACUUCUCCUCCAAGUCGGUUAAAAAGAAGGUUGCAAAAAUAUUGGUCCACCUGCCAUUAGGAAAUCGUCAAAGUGAUCUAAUACAAUUUCUGACAACCUGUUCCAGGGAAGAUAACUUGACUUUGGAUGACCAAAGGACUAUUGCCUUGGACAUUCAUAAGUCAAUUGGGUCUUAUGACAUUCACCAAAUUAUGCUGCUUAUAUUCUCCUGAGUAUUGUUCUGUUUCCGGCAACUCGCUCGACUCGAAGACGGAUGUAAUACAUCCGAUCUUUAAGCAAGACGAUCGCUCUGAUCCAUCCAAAUUGCCCAUUAAACUCCAAAAGAAUGGGAACCAUUAUCAACGGCCAGCUCUUGCGGUAUCUAGAAGGACACCAGCUGAUUAUCAUUCAUAUCAGUAUGGCUUUCUUCGUGUUUGCUCAUAUGGUGACCUUCUUGUUUAUCUUCAGCUUUCUGGCCGUUGGGAAGUUUUACGUCAUUAUUUAUAGCAUGUUCCGACUUCAAACCCCUGAACGCUAGGAUUCCUCAGAACUGUGUCCUAUCUCCGACCCAUUUUCUUCUGCAUAUCAAUAUCAAUGUUUCAACUAUCAACAUUCACUGCUAUGCAGACGACAUACUCUGAACACCGCCGUGCAGAUAUUUCUUGGGCAGUUAUCGAUUAGUACUGGAACAAACUUUUAUCUGUUCUAUUGAUUACAUCUAGUCCAAUUUAAAGAAGAGACAAUUUUUUCUUCGAGAACAUUCUUCUUAAAGUCGUGGCCACAAUCGGGGUACUGGGCGGCUUAAUCCCUUGGUGUUGCAUAUUUGGUCUCUCUGCAUCUUCUACCACAUUUAGCAUAGAGAGCUCGGAUAUCUUCGGCUAAGUUUCAUUUGAUGUCGAGGAAGAAUAGAGAGAACAAUUGAGCCCUUUUUAUGGCAGCCACCACCACUAUGUGGAACCAGCUAGCCACUGUCCAUGGGCGGCGGAAUUUAGGAUAACUGUUGUGAUGUAACAUAUAUUUAUAAUGGUGUAAUACGCCAAACAUUUUUGACCAAGUCAUAGUUCGAUAUACCUCACAUAAUUUCAUAUUGGCUGUGAGAUUAUAUUUUGAAUAGUUAGAACACAUCGUUGUAAGCGGAAUUAAUAUGCGCAUUCAAUGCGUUUUUUUUUAUACAAAUAUGAUAUAAGAUGUUAAAAAUAUUAUAAUCGGUUUUAAUUAAGGCGAAAAUCCAAGCUCGGUGACAGAAAUUGGCCAAGAAAAUUAUUCUGUUUUUGGUCCCGAUUCUUUAGCAGCUAAUUACGUGUAGCAUUACCCAGAAGACCCAACGACCAUAAAAUACCAGAAACCCAGAAGAUGGACUGAAACCAAGGAAAUCACGAUUACUUUAUAAAUUUUAAUAUAAAGUAUGUUUAAGUCUUUUAUUGAGAUUCAUAAAGAAAUCGUGAUUUCUGUCAAGCACACAAUCUCCCGCCAAUUUUUUUUUAUCUAUAGAGCUGUUGUUUUUAUCUGUUGAAACUCGAAUACUUAAAUCAAAUUGUUGUACACAUCAUUUGUAGGCUUAAAUACGCAAGUUUAAUUUGAGAAGACUAAAUUUUAUAUUACUUGAAAUGUCUGUUAACGUUUUGUAUACGGCCAUGAAUUGUGAUAACUUUUGUGAAUUUAUUACGUUACUAUUUUGAAUAUGUCUUGUAUCAUAUGCUAUGCAAUAAACAAUAUAAAUUA